UAAAUUUACACUUUUUGAAGGUGUAGUUAUAAAUAUUCAUGACGUAAUUUUUAUCAUCUAUGCAAACAUGAGGGCAAGGUUGCCGUGUGGAUUAUUGGGAUGCAUACGAGGCAUGGCUCUUUACCGAAGUUCUGGUUAUAUUGGAGGAAAAUGGAAAGAUUGCGAGACCAAGUUUCCAGUUUACAAUCCUGCGACGGGUCAAGAGAUUGGGAGAGUGUCUGAUAUGGGGAGAGAAGAUGCGGAAGAGGCUGUGAAACAGGCGUAUGAUGCAUUUAAAGUCUGGAAAAACGUGACAACAAAGACCUGCAUUUGUGCCAAUCGCAUCUUAGUUCAGGACAAAAUUUACGAUGAAUUUGCAUCUAAGUUUGCUGCGGCAGUUGAUGAACAACUGAAAGUUGGAAAUGGAAUGGAUGCAUCAUCAACGCAAGGACCGCUUAUAAACGAGAAAGCUGUGGAGAAGGUUGAAAGUCACGUAAAGGAUGCUUUGUCUAAAGGCGCCAAAUGCCUAAGAGGUGGUCAGCGGCAUGAACUUGGAGGUAACUUCUUCCAGCCGACUGUCCUGUCGGACGUCACACGUGAUAUGAUCAUCUGUAGUCAAGAGACCUUCGGGCCUGUGGCUCCUCUCAUAAGGUUCAAAACUGAAGAGGAGGCCGUGGCAAUAGCUAACGAUACCUCAUCAGGAUUAGCAGGAUACUUUUACUCCCAAGACGUGAGCCAAAUUUGGCGCGUGGCUGAGGCCAUGGAAGUGGGUAUGGUAGGGGUAAACGAAGGAAUCAUUUCAUCAGAGAUUGCGCCUUUCGGUGGCUGGAAGCAGUCCGGGUUAGGGCGAGAAGGUUCAAAGUAUGGAAUUGAGGAAUAUCUCGAGAUCAAGUAUAUCUGUUUGGGAGGAAUCACU
This is a messenger RNA of Pocillopora damicornis (cauliflower coral), 895 nucleotides long. RefSeq names its product succinate-semialdehyde dehydrogenase, mitochondrial. Lineage: Eukaryota; Metazoa; Cnidaria; Anthozoa; Scleractinia; Pocilloporidae. Gene Ontology annotation, biological process: GABA catabolic process. Gene Ontology annotation, molecular function: succinate-semialdehyde dehydrogenase (NAD+) activity. The record is from RefSeq and is a predicted model, not a curated record.